Molecule: messenger RNA, 847 nt
Organism: Chaetomium strumarium
Lineage: Eukaryota; Fungi; Ascomycota; Sordariomycetes; Sordariales; Chaetomiaceae
Exons: 2
Coding region: 458-847 (129 amino acids)
Source: RefSeq, a predicted model, not a curated record
AGCAAUUCAAUCAGUAGUCUUCCAUCUACUGUGCAGACAUUGCGGAGUGCAUUGCUGUGAACCUUUUCGCUUCACCGAGACCUACAGCCCGACCAGCAUUACCUUCGAUCGGAGAACCCUUUCAGAGGCAGGACUGCCUGGUUUCGUCACAUCUUCGCCGUCCUCGCACUCAGAACAUCUCCUACACCGCCGUCUGCUCCCCUAGCCGACAAUACCCAAGGGCUUUCAGAACCAGGACUCCUAUAAGAAAUAACACUACAUUAGCUUCGGUGUCCAAAGAUAAAGGAUGGGCAGUGGACAUGGCACUAACCUGUUGGCAGGCCUGGAUCUCUUGACCUAGAGCGUCGCACUAGUCCCGUUGUUGAGGAAAUCGACAAGCGCCUCCCGGAUUAGGGCAUUCGACGAUCUGACCUCCUGCUCCUGGGUUUGCGGCUCGACGACGGUGUCCCGAGCUAUUAUGACGGUCGCAGGCGCGCUGACUAGACUUCCGCCAACGGAGCUCAACUUCGCGAAGACCCACGGUAUCUUGUUCAGCGGUAAACAGAACGACGACCUAGAGUCCACUACAGGCCGCUUCUUAGCGCUGCUAGAUAAUCAUAUUGACCGUUCAGCUCGUCGGUGGCUCGAGCCAGGAUACUAUAUCGACAUCGCCAAUAUCUGCGCACUUAAUGGGUACGGCGGCGAAAACAUCCCGAUCGCCUCGGCUCUGAAAAUUACCUCUAGCCAGCCGAACGCCGAGUCCGAGUCUCAGGACCAGCCGAUGCAGGAAGGCACCACUCCUAGAGCUACUGCCGUUGCCUCGAUUGAUGAUGCUGUUGAUGGCGCUCGAAGAGGGCUAAGUAGGUAA